Clarias gariepinus (North African catfish) is the source of this 2428-nucleotide messenger RNA. It is a transcript of the gene tubg1, whose product is annotated as tubulin, gamma 1. Gene Ontology annotation, cellular component: centrosome; cytoplasm; spindle. Gene Ontology annotation, biological process: mitotic cell cycle; mitotic spindle organization; meiotic spindle organization. The record is from RefSeq and is a predicted model, not a curated record. Lineage: Eukaryota; Metazoa; Chordata; Actinopteri; Siluriformes; Clariidae. The coding region runs from base 111 to 1466 and encodes 451 amino acids. Gene Ontology annotation, molecular function: structural constituent of cytoskeleton; GTP binding. The transcript has 11 exons.
UUAGCACUGCGGUAUUUUGUGUGUUGGAGCGGGAAGAUUCAGUACGCUGAGCUGACAGCAGCGGUUUUUUCUACGAACCGUAUUUUGCAGGAAUUUGACACAAACACGAUAUGCCUCGGGAGAUCAUAACGCUGCAGUUGGGGCAGUGUGGAAACCAGAUCGGUUUUGAGUUCUGGAAACAGCUGUGUGCCGAGCAUGGCAUCAGCCCAGAGGGCAUCGUGGAGGAGUUUGCUACCGAGGGCACGGACCGCAAAGACGUGUUCUUCUAUCAGGCGGACGACGAGCACUACAUCCCCCGAGCCGUGCUUCUCGACCUGGAGCCUCGAGUCAUCCACAGCAUCCUGAACUCGCCCUACGCCAACCUGUACAACCCCGAGAACAUCUACCUCUCCGAGCACGGAGGAGGAGCGGGAAACAACUGGGCCAGCGGCUUCUCUCAGGGGGAGAAGAUUCACGAGGACAUCUUCGACAUCAUCGACCGAGAAGCAGACGGCAGCGACAGUCUGGAGGGGUUUGUGUUAUGUCACUCCAUCGCCGGAGGCACAGGGUCCGGUCUCGGCUCCUACCUGUUGGAAAAACUCAAUGACAGAUAUCCUAAGAAGCUGGUGCAGACGUACUCAGUGUUUCCUAACCAGGAUGAGAUGAGUGACGUUGUGGUACAGCCCUACAACUCUCUACUCACGCUGAAGAGACUGACCCAGAACGCAGACUGUGUGGUGGUGCUGGAUAACACGGCUCUGAACAGGAUCGCCACAGACAGACUCCACAUCCAGAACCCCUCGUUCUCUCAGAUCAACCAACUGGUGUCCACCAUCAUGUCCGCCAGCACGACGACGCUGCGUUACCCGGGAUACAUGAACAACGAUCUGAUUGGUCUGAUUGCGUCCCUCAUCCCCACUCCCCGUCUCCAUUUUCUCAUGACGGGAUACACACCUCUGACCACUGACCAGUCAGUAGCGAGUGUAAGGAAGACGACUGUCCUGGACGUGAUGAGGAGACUCCUGCAGCCCAAGAACGUGAUGGUGUCGACGGGUCGUGACCGUCAGACCAACCACUGUUACAUCGCCAUCCUCAACAUCAUCCAGGGGGAGGUGGAUCCCACACAGGUCCACAAGAGCCUCCAGAGGAUCAGAGAGAGGAAGCUGGCCAAUUUUAUCCCCUGGGGCCCCGCCAGCAUCCAGGUCGCGCUCUCGCGCAAGUCCCCGUACCUGCCGUCGGCUCACCGCGUCAGCGGCCUCAUGAUGGCCAAUCACACCAGCAUCUCCUCGCUGUUCGAGAGGACGUGCCGUCAGUACGACAAGCUGCGCAAGCGCGAGGCGUUCCUCGAGCAGUUCCGCAAGGAGGACAUGUUCAAGGAGAACUUCGACGAGCUGGACGACUCGCGCGAGGUGGUGCAGCACCUGAUCGACGAGUACAGCGCCGCCACGCGGCCCGACUACAUCUCCUGGGGAGCGCAGGAGCAGUAACGCGCGCACACACACACACACACACACACACACACACACACACACACACACACACACACACACACACACACACACUCGCAGGCCCUGGACUUAUUCAGUGUGAAUGAUGUGCACUUCAUCGUAUAUACAAGUAAAUCAGUUUCUCUCUCUCUCUCUCUCUUUCAGUCUAUUGUUAAAGCCUUUAUCUAUCGCUCCUUCAUUCGUUACACACACCUGCUGUCAGGACCACACACACUCACACACACUCACACACACACACACACAGGGUCCCUGAGUAAGCAGAUAAGGCAGGGUGGUCUCGCUGAAAGCUCCGCUCCGUAGGAAGAACAGGGUGGAGCGGAAAAACGAUAAGCCUGACUGAGAAAAGGGCAAAGACAGAAGAGAUCCAGGAGUGCACUUUCCUGUUUAACUCUCACACACACAUUUUAUUUUUCCUUUACUUAUACAGAGUAGUGCUGUGGUUUCUUUUCAGGAUUGAUUGUUUCUCAUUUUUAAGCUCUGAGCUUUUAAUAAGACGAUUCCUCUCACCGAUAAUCAGGAAUAAAAAAACCCACAUCCGUCUCCUGCCGUAGCACGUUCCUGAAGAUCCUUUAACCUGACUAUUACUCGUUUCUAUUCGUGUCAUCACACAGGUAAUGUUAGCGCACUUGCUAGUGUUUAUUUUCCUGUAAAUCAACAAGUUCUUUCCGAUCAGUACAGAGUAAAGUCGUCCUUAAAAACACUGCAAAGUUUCUGGUUCUUUAUCGUUUAAACGCAAGGUUUCUAUUUCUCCCCCCGAUCGUCGUCGUCUUCUCAAUCUGUCCAUCCUGAUAUUGUAAAUAGUUUGUGCGAAAUUGAAUAAAUGCUUUUCUAAGAGGUUUCAACUUCUCUUGAAUUAUUUCACGGUUUCACACACACACACACACACACACUAGGGCAGUUUGGGAAUGCUAAUUAGCCUAAUCUGUAUGUUUUUGGAUUGU